AGGAUGCUAGCUUCCACGCUGCUGCUCGCGGUGGCGAUGCCCGUGCUGUGGGCUCAGCCGUACCCCAUACCACCAACCUGUUACACCAAAGUGCUGAGCAUGGGUAAAGAGAUCACACAAACAGCGGCCGAAAUCAAAACAGACUACGACACUUACGGAUGCACAGCUCACCUGCCCGACCUCUACAUCGAUAUUCAUAACGCUUGUGUAAUGUCCACCAUGAACUCGUAUCUGUCUCUGCUCGACGAUUUGAAAGAACGGCGAUGUGCGUACACCAGGAAAGUACAGAAUCUGAGUCAUAAGAUUAGACAACUCCAUAAAAUCAUCACGUCACAAAGAUGUCACGGGGACUUGGUUUUUACCCGUGAUAAUUGUGAAGCAUUACACUACAGAUGGAGAUGGAGAGGUUGAAAUCACUUCAAACAUCACCAAACUUUGGAGUUUGGAGGAUGGUUUUACAAGAUCAUAAAGAGCCCAUUACUCAUCAGAUGUUAUUCAUAAUCAGUAGAACAAUGAAGAACAAUGUUUUUAUAAAACGGCGUCCUGCAUGUUGGUUGGUUACGCCAAAGUGACUUUGGUGAAUUUGUGAAUUUUUCAAAUCUGAGCUUUAUUUUAAAAAACAAAUUCUUAAAAAAUACUUUUAAAAACAUAAGAAAUACAAAUAAUUUCAGAAAUUGAAAACAUUAUCAUAUAAUGUUAUCAUAUAUGAGUAACUUAAUAACUGCAAGAGAUUGUCAAGUCAUUGACUCAUAUAGCUGUGUAUUUUUCACAGGUAUGUCUAAUAUUUCAUUUACUAAGUUUUUUAAUUUGUAUUGUUUUUAAUACAUAUAUAUAUAUUUUUUUUAUAUUCUAAGCAUAUUCUAUAUAAAGUGUUGUAUAAAAUAUUGACUUGUUUUCCGGUCUCUAAUAAAUAA
This is a messenger RNA of Labeo rohita (rohu), 914 nucleotides long. Its product is annotated as CYTL1 domain-containing protein. Gene Ontology annotation, biological process: positive regulation of transcription by RNA polymerase II. The transcript has 4 exons. The coding region runs from base 4 to 411 and encodes 135 amino acids. NCBI's taxonomy places the organism in Eukaryota, Metazoa, Chordata, Actinopteri, Cypriniformes, Cyprinidae. The record is from RefSeq and is a predicted model, not a curated record.